Molecule: messenger RNA, 1363 nt
Organism: Trichoplusia ni (cabbage looper)
Lineage: Eukaryota; Metazoa; Arthropoda; Insecta; Lepidoptera; Noctuidae
Exons: 1
Coding region: 189-887 (232 amino acids)
Source: RefSeq, a predicted model, not a curated record
UAAUAUUAGUAUAGAUGGGAAGCCAUCUAGUCUGAAAACGAACAAAAAACAUCUUUCACGCAACUGUGUGAAAGUUAUGGAAUAUUAUUAUAUUACAUAGUUAUAUUCAAAUUAGAUAACCUGUUGAUGUAUAUUGUUUUCCAGUCGGCUUUCCCUUCGUCGAAAAUAAAAACCACACAGACACCGUUAUGCUCGAACCCUUAGAUCAGAUAGAUUUGGAACUCCUAAGGUAUCCGACACUUGAACAAAUCCUGCCGACACUCUCAAAGAAAACUAGCAAGGACUUGGAAAACAUACCUGACGCCGUCAUCAGAAACGUAUCAAUAGACAUCGACAAAAUUAACAUAGAAAAGUUCAAGAAAAAAAUGGACGUGAUAAUGGAUCAGCUAGCUGUACACGAAGAACCAAAAAAUGGGACGAACCAGACGAGGAGGCAGGCCGUCUUGCCCGGGACUUACGGCCAGGGUCCCUACGAGGACGCCAGCAAACAUAUGAUAAAACGCAAAACCAUUGACUGCAUGCUGCAAACGCUCUACAUGGGCAGGCAUAAGGUCAAAGAACUUGAAGACAAUAAGUUCUUCAAUUCCAAAGACACAGGGUUUCGAAUUGCAUUCACCUAUCGGCGUUUGACCAGGCUUUUUAAUAAGCUCAUGCAAAUAUUCACAUACGGGAAUUAUAAACGAUGGACGUGGGACUAUGUCGAUCCUCAAAUGGUUCUUCACGCUAAAGCCGCAAGAGUGAGUGUCGAUUUCCAAUACCUUUGGUGGGUGUUAAUCAAGGUUGACAAUCUUUUCAAAGCAAAAGUGGCAGAAGAAAAGAAAAAACAGAAGAAGAAGAAUAAAGACAAAGAUGGUCCAGACUUGGCAGACGAAAUGAACUACUCUUGAUAGGACUUAACUGUCCCAACACGCUAAGACAUUGUAUGACCAAUUUUAGUCCGAUUUCCUGUGAUUAUUAAUGGCGUAAUUACAAAUAAACCUCAACAACUACCUGCUUUUGGAAUAUGACCGCUACAAAAUACAAACCCACUGAAUAUAGAAGUAAUAAAAUAAUUAUAUAUCUAUUGUAAUAUCAUCGACAUAUCAUUAUUAAGGAACAAGCGCCAUGCAACAGCUUAGGUACUAAUAAUGGCUUAAUAAUGUAUAACCAAAUUUUGGACCAUAUAAAAAUUUAAAAAACCCAUUUUUUUUAUAAAAUUUCUGUUUCUUCCAUGUCCAAAAAAAUUCCUUUUGGUUCCAGAAUGGAUUUUUGCUAAUAGAUGUAUUUUGUUAGGCAUUUGACAGGACCUGAUUCGCUCACCCUUCGUCGCUUCUUAAUGCCUAACUGUAAAGGGGAAAUGUCCCAAUAAAGUCAACAUAACGGG